This is a messenger RNA of Bemisia tabaci, 1773 nucleotides long. RefSeq lists its product as uncharacterized. NCBI's taxonomy places the organism in Eukaryota, Metazoa, Arthropoda, Insecta, Hemiptera, Aleyrodidae. Gene Ontology annotation, biological process: negative regulation of G2/M transition of mitotic cell cycle. The record is from RefSeq and is a predicted model, not a curated record.
CAGAUGUAAACAAAUAAAUUUCUGUCAAAAUCCUGUUCCUUUUACCGUUUCACUUUAUAAAUAUUGUGCAUCAUUCAAUCAACUGUGUAUCAUCAUUUCACACUUCAAAGAUGGACAGUUUCAAUGCCAAGAAAGAUAGAGCGAAGAAAAUGAAGAAAGACAAAGUCCACAGCAAAGCGCGCAAGAAGAAGGGAAGUGCAAAUGAAGUCAGCAAGAGCAGACCCAAUGAUACAGUUACAAACACUAACAGGAGCACUAAAGUAGCAGAUGAAGAAGAAUCCAACUCUUCAGGUUCAGACAGUGAAGAAUAUGAAUCACAAAAAUAUGCUCGAUCGAAAAUUGUUUCAAAUCAAUCGUAUUAUGAUAAAAGUUUACCAGAUGUUGAUCCAGAGCCUUGCGCAGCUAGUUUAGAAGAAUUGGCAGCAGCUGAUGAUGUGACAGGUGGCAUUUUCCAGUUUAAAGGGGAAGCUGAUUGGGCAUCCUGCCCAGAAAAUAUCAGUAAUCAAUAUUUUCACAUCGACUUAAAGCAACUUGCCUCGAGUCUUUCAGCCGUGCCUUUUUAUGAUCGUGUCAAUCUUUUUCAUGAUUUUUUUACGUCUGAUGAGAAACAAGAAAUGGACAUCAAGGCCGAACAACAGUUCAAACUCCACUCUCAGAAUCUUGGUUCAACAAAAAAUAUGAAAGAUUUGGAUCAGCUGCUGUCCAGUGUCAAAAAGCAACAAAAUAAAGCAGUAGAACCUCCAAAGACUGUUUCAGAGCCAGACUAUGACAAUGUUUCAGCGCUCACUGCCCAGUUCAAAAACGUCCGUUCUGAUCUAACUGAUCUUCUAUUCUCCAGUGAGGCUCAGUCAGUCUCAACACCCAAUCCGUCUGAAAAACCACAGAUUCCAAAAGAAGAAACCAACUGCUCUGCUCAAGAAGAAACAGAGGAUCUCAAUGAAUGGCUGGACUCCAUUCUUGAUGAUUGAGAAAAUCUUCAUGCCUUUGAAGGGGGCCUCUCCCAAGAAUCAUCGUAACUCCUUAGUUGAUGCAGGACCAUCUUCUUGAGUAUUAUGUGACGAGAUCUAAUUAAAAGCUACUUUAACGCCAACAAAUUAUUAGUGCAGUAGCAGCUUGAGACAUGAAAGAAAGGUUAAAAUUGUUUUGCCAUAUAUUUAUCAUUGAAUAACUGCUGAUUCAGGCUGUUGUUCAUUAUUUCUGCUAUUGACCGAAUUUUUUCGGAAAGAAAUUUGAAAUUUUUUUCUCUCUUGUGUCUUGCCAGUUGUAAAGAGACAAUAAUAAGCCAGUGGCCUGAUUGUUGAAAUUCACGCCAAUGCAUGAAGACAUCGAAAAUUGAUUUAUAACAUGGCACAGGUAGUGGCAGGCAAACUAAACCCAAUGAGGUUUUUGAAAAGCCUCAUUGUUUGAUUCAUUGCCAUGAAAGCUUAUGAAGUAACUUUUAAUAAUUACUUGGUUCAGAUUCCUAUCAUAAAGCAUAAGAUGCAUAAAUUGUAUAAAAAGGUAUUGUUUUAUCCUAAGAACUCUUGAUUUGGAGAAAAGUAGCAAUGUAUUUAGUGACCCAUGGCUAAUUGGGCAAAUUUUAUAUGAAGCAUGAAUAUUUUUGGAAUGAGGACUUUUCAUAAGCGUAAAGUAUCUCAUGUAAAUUACUUUUACGAAGGGACAAUGUAAAAUUUGGCUGAGAUUGUCACAACUGUGCCGAUAUACUUUAUUCUAUGACUGUGAUGAUUAUUUAUUAAAUUUCAAGUGGAAAACAAUAAAAAUAUUUAUUUUUUA